This is a messenger RNA of Pseudopodoces humilis (Tibetan ground-tit), 920 nucleotides long. It is a transcript of the gene NDUFS3, whose product is annotated as NADH:ubiquinone oxidoreductase core subunit S3. The record is from RefSeq and is a predicted model, not a curated record. Gene Ontology annotation, cellular component: respiratory chain complex I. Gene Ontology annotation, molecular function: NADH dehydrogenase (ubiquinone) activity. NCBI's taxonomy places the organism in Eukaryota, Metazoa, Chordata, Aves, Passeriformes, Paridae.
GGGGGAAGCGCGGCGGCGGCGGCGGCGCUUUCCGCUUCCGCCCCGUGCCCUUGCCCGUCUGUGUCCCGGCGGGAUGUGGGCGGCGGCGGCGCGGGGCCUGGCUCGGGCCGCGCUGCGAGCUGGCGCGGCACCGGCGGCGGCGCGAGCCCGGCUGGCGGGGAGCUCCGCCGCGGACACUCGCCCUACUGUCAGACCAAAAAAUGAAGUAGAACAGAAGCAGCUGUGUGCUUUUGGGGAGUACGUGGCUGAGAUUUUGCCUAAGUAUAUCCAGCAAGUACAGGUGACCUGUUACAAUGAGCUGGAACUUCUGAUCCAUCCAGAUGGGAUCAUUCCCGUCCUGACCUUCCUUCGUGACCACACCAACGCUCAGUUCAAAUCCCUGGCUGACCUGACUGCUGUUGAUGUCCCGUCUCGGCAGUACCGCUUUGAGAUUGUGUACAACCUCUUGUCCCUGCGGUUCAACAGCCGGAUCCGUGUGAAGACGUACACCGAUGAGCUGACACCUGUUGACUCAGCAGUGCCUGUACACAAGGCAGCAAACUGGUAUGAAAGAGAGGUUUGGGACAUGUAUGGUGUUUUCUUUGCCAACCACCCUGAUCUAAGGCGAAUCCUCACAGAUUAUGGGUUUGAGGGCCAUCCAUUCCGGAAGGACUUCCCACUCUCUGGUUAUGUGGAGGUGCGGUAUGAUGAUGAAGUCAAAAGGGUGGUGGCAGAGCCUGUGGAGCUAGCUCAGGAAUUUCGUAAGUUUGAUCUGAACAGCCCGUGGGAGGCAUUUCCUGCCUAUCGUCCAGCUCCAGAACCCCUGAAAAUAGAAGCAGGAGCCAAGAAGGAAGAUACCAAAUAGCAGCGGAAGGAAGUUGAUGUGCAUCCUUUCUGUUCUAAUAUAGUAUUUAUAAUAAUAAAAAUUGAUAUGAGAUACU